AUCCCGAGUCGGUUCAGUCGCGGCUCACUCGCCAUGCUGGGAGCAGUGUCAAUCACGCGUGUGUUUCUUCUACUUGAAACGUUGUCCUUUGACGACAGUGAUCAUCCCUGAGGUAUCAUACGAAAGAAGAUAACGAAACCAGUGUCCACGUUAAUAAAAUAGAACCAGUGUAUUUUCUCGUUGCGUGUGUUUUCAAGCCCAUUUUGGUGAACACCGAAACGUCAACAAUAUCCAUGCCGUUUGGGGAACGCGUGGAUCCCGUGGUGUCGGAAAUAAACGAGUGCAUCGAUUGAAGGAUAAUUGCUCUUGGAAUAACAGUUUCUUAAUAAGUGUCGUGUGGUGUGGAGAUGAGGCGUCCAGUGUACUCGGUGGUCCUAGUCGAUAGGUGGGCAGCGUCGAGACGCGCUGCGUAACGACGCUGGUCGUGAAUGGCGAGGGAACACGCGUGUGAAGUAUAGUGUGGAAAAAGUGAAGCCUGUGGCUGGGUUUCAUCCGUGGAUCGCUUGAUGUUGUUUGGAUAAUCGGGAUUAUUAGUCAUUAAAGUGCAGAUAAUGUCAUUAGUUGCCUCCGCCUCAGUCAUGUAAAAGGAGCCUCAGCAACGCUCCCUUCGUCCCGGUGAUCGUUCCUGAAGAUUCGCGACACCCACACCAGGCAACAUUGUACCCCGUCGUCGGUAUCGGCGAUAACGCUGGCAAUCGUCCCAGGGUACAAGAAACUUGGCAAAAGGGGUCGCACUUUCCUCGAAGCGAUGAUGAAGGCCAACCUGGUACGUCGGCUGGUUGGCACGUCCGUGACCUAAGCCCGCCUGUCGGAUCUCUUCCGGCCGAAGAAGAGGAAGCAAGGCGAAGGGGAAACGCGGCUGCCGAGUAUGACGACGAUCGUGACUAGCUCCGAGCCGACCGAGGUGUCCUCGGUGGACGUGACUACCCUAUUGAACGCCAUCUCCUCCGAGGACAAUCAGUUCGUGAACGGCAGUUACACGAACGACCAGAAGUGGUCUCUACCGACUACCAUAGCGAAAGGUUGUCUGUUAGGCUCGAUCAUCGUGACGGCGGUGUUCGGUAACCUGCUGGUGAUGGUGUCGGUGAUGCGUCAUAGAAAGCUGCGCAUCAUCACCAAUUACUUCGUCGUCUCGUUAGCCCUGGCUGACAUGCUGGUCGCGAUGUUCGCGAUGACGUUCAACGCGAGCGUCCAAAUGACAGGCAGGUGGUUGUUUGGAUACUUCAUGUGCGACGUGUGGAACUCGUUGGACGUCUACUUCAGCACCAGUUCCAUCCUUCACUUGAUGUGCAUCUCGGUGGAUCGUUAUUGGGCGAUCGUGAAACCGCUCAAGUAUCCCAUCAUAAUGACCAAGAGGUUGGCCGCAUACAUGCUGUUAGCCUGUUGGAUCAUGCCCGCGUUCAUCUCGUUCAUGCCGAUCUUCAUGGGAUGGUACACUACCGUCGAGAACAGUAUGCACCGACAGAAACAUCCGGAACUAUGCGAGUUCAAGGUGAACAAGGUGUACGCUAUAUUCUCGUCGAGUAUCUCCUUCUGGAUACCCUGCACCAUCAUGACCCUCACGUAUUUCGCCGUCUUCAAAGAGGCAAACAGGCAGGAGAAACAGAUGCACAGCAGGAUGGGUAACGUGAUGCUGCUCAGCCACAGGCCCAGCAAGGAUCUGAAUAAUUUGAACGGGGAACUGAACAGCGCGGGUUCUUCUAAGACUUUAACUUUGAACGAGAUCAGCACCGAUCAUUUGCACACACCCACCAAGGAUAAAAACAUCAUGAAGAUGAAGAGAGAGCACAAGGCUGCUAGGACGUUAGGCAUCAUUAUGGGUACCUUCAUUAUCUGUUGGCUGCCGUUUUUCUUAUGGUACGUUAUCACGACACUCUGCGGCGACUCUUGUCCGUGUCCUGACAUCGUGAUCGCGUUACUCUUCUGGAUCGGAUACACGAAUUCGGCGCUGAAUCCGCUGAUCUACGCGUACUUUAACCGUGACUUCCGAGAAGCCUUUAAGAAUACACUGCAGUGCGCUUUCUGUUCGCUCUGCAGACGAGAGCCGUCCGAUCUCGAGGCGCUCGACUUCCGUCGGCCGUCCCUAAGGUACGAUCUGGUCUGACACAUCGAGGUACGACGACCGCACUAAAAGUAUAUACUCGGAGACGUACAUGAAGCACGUCGACCGACGAAGAUCGAGCGAGUUUGGUAGCAGUCUCUGAGAUGAGAGUGUCAUCUUUGUACCGUAAAAGCUGCAUCCGCGUAAAAGACACGUAUAAAUACGUACACCCACCUAAGACAUCGGUACCGUUGCCUAUACGUAUGCAACAAAAAUGGGCGCGUACAGAAUCGUCGACUAUAUACGUACAGAACGUGUAGUUCGCCUCGAGUGAUUCUCCGCCAUCUUGCCAAAAAUGAAAAUGAAACUGAAACGAAGAAUCUCGUCAAGUACUCGCGUUUCUUUUUCAACAUUCUUCAACGGUUUCGUGUGGUGUUCGAUCGUGACAGAGAAAUAGCAAUCAUCAAGCAACGUAUGACGACAUUAGAAAAGUAACAAAAAAUUCCCUAGGAGAUGUUGAAAACACUAUCGAAUGUAAAACAUUCAGAAAAUUAAUUUUACGGUGUAUAAAUGUUCAGAAUGACACUAAUGAGAUCUCAUGUCCGAUUUCGAAUCGUCAAACGUUUCGCUGAAGCUAGAACUCAAACGAAAGCAUCGGUCUCAUCGAGUUACAUCACGUUGGCCCUAAAAGCAGAGGGAUCAACCGAUAGAAUUGCUGCAGAAACCGAAACCACACGCUGCCGAAAAGCACAGGGACACACGGGAAUCGGGUAACGAAUACAAAGGUAUAAUAAUAGGUAGGUUUUCACAGGGAAAAUGGCCAUGCGAGGGGACGAAGGCCAAUAACCAUAACCUGCUAUAAUAUUCGAGAGUCACGCACUUUCCCUAGCUUAUACGAAACAUUAUCGUUCUCGACAAGCAACAAAAUCUUGGCGAGUAAAUGUUUAUAGGCAAGUGGUGCCUUAUAUUGCCAUUUUUCCCCUAGGGAAGAACCCCAUUCUCGGUUCUGUACUAGGAAUAAUGGCGAUGUAGGGAAUUUUUAUUUAUUAUCCAUAUCUUUUAGGUAUGCAAAUUUUCUAAAUUAACCAUAAUUAUAAUAUUCGGUAACUGGAUUCUUUUUCCUUUGUAUCGCCAUUUUCCCUAGGGCAGAGCCCCAUGCUCGCUUCUGUACUACGAAAGAUGGCGAUGUAGGGAAUUUUAAUUCAUUAAUAUCUUUUAGUUAUACAAGUUAUCCAAAUCACCUUUAAUUAUAUGCAGACUUUUUCCACUAUAUCGCCAUUUUCUCGAGGGGAUAGCCCCAUGCUAGGUACUGUAUUAGAAAAAAUGGCGAUAUAGGGAAUUUUUAUUUAUUACUCAAAUCUUUUAGUUAUUCAAAUUUCCUAAAUCAGUCUUAAUUAUAAUAUAAUGUGACUUUGGAGUAUUAUCACGAGUAGUGGAGCCUUUUUCCUCUGUAUCGCCAUUUUCCCUAGGGAAGCAUCUAUGCUCGAUACUGUACACGCAUCAUCAUUGCCAAAGAUAGUAUUUUUAAGUGAACUUUCCAUGGAUAAGAAGACACGCUUCGAGCUGGGAUCGAUCAAUCAACGAACCUCUAAAAAAAAUACCGGAAAUCAAGGGAUAAUUUCGUUCAUGAAGCUAUUUCCAAGCUGUACCCUUCGUCUGGAUGAAGAAAGAUGUUUCUAAAGGGGGGUGAUAGGUCUUUUCCGUCUAGAUUCAAUGAAUUUCGAACAAACGAGUCCUAUUGGGUGGCCAAGAGUGUUAUAUGGAACUCGAGUCCCUCUUCAACUCGCUUCUGUUGCGUUUUCUCUCAGACGAAUGCAAAUAUAAUGAAGAAGAGGAGAGAAUCUCGUAUUCGUGGAAUAGGCUUUUGAGUUUGAUUGGCAGAUCGAGAGCAUGCUUCUGAUGAUCAAGUGGAUCGGUUGAUGGGUACGCGGAAGCAAUAAAUAAACACAAAUCGAUUAGAUAAUCACUUUUGAUGAUUGACGAUCGAAAUAACACGAUUUUAGAAUUUUUUUAUAUAUACAUAUAUUUAUUAUCUGAUUAAUUGAAUGUUUGGAAUAUUUGUAUAAAUUAAUCAAAUCGCUCUGGGUGAUUUGAAAAUUUUCGUAAGACCGUGUAUAAUUUAUAAUCAUUGUUAUUGUUCAUGUUUGAUUGUUUAUUUUAUGAUCGCGCCUGUUUCUAAGAAACUUUUAUAUUUUAUCGAGAUAGUAUUUAUAAUUCAUUGUUAAUUUGGUUUUAAGCAAACAGAUAUUUAUAGUCACAAACAUAUCAAUAAUUUCUUGUUACGAACAUCAAAAUGAGCUUCCUUCGAAGAAAUUGCAAUUGUUUAAAAUUUUUAAAAACGACAAUAGGGAUAAUUGAAUUUGUAAUUUUUAGUUUACUUCAAUUGAAAACUUCGUGGAAAAUUUUGCAUCAUUUUUAGAAACAAUUAAUUAAACUGUAAACCAAGUAUCUUAUGGCGAGAUAUAUUUUAUGGUUCCAAAAAAUUAUUUAAUUUUUAUUAAAAAUUUACUUCACUUUGGCAAAUAUUAAUACAAUUAAAGUUCAAUAUAAACAGAAAAUUCCACUAAGGUGUUUGAAAAAUAUUGAAACAAAUUAAUGUCUUUAGAGUCGUGCAAAUCUUGCGAAAAAUAAAUAAAAUAUUGUAAUCUGAAUUUCCUGCUAAGAAAUGGAAUCGAAAGGGAAAAAAAAUGGAAAAAACAAUGCAAUAAUAUUGCUUCGUUAGGUAAUGCUUGGCAGUAAUUUAAUUCCUACACGUACGCGUAGUUUAAGUCGUUAAUUAACGUUAAAUUAAUUUAUACCUCAUCGUUGAAACGUCGAUUAUUGCGUAUUCGUUUCGUUAUUGAAGUCUGACAAUUUUAUCCGUGACACUGUUUAUCCUGUUUACCGUGUUAUUAUUUUAUUUUCGUUUGUUUCUCUUUUUAACUUUUCAUACGGAUCAUCGUUUCUCUGUGAUAGAAUUCGUGAAUAUCAUCGUUACACACAUUUUGUAAAUAGCUUGUAAAUAUCAGCGUCGUUUAUCGAAAAAAAAAAAGAAAAAGACGGUGUCUUCUUUUCUUUCUCAUGGAGAAAAUUAUGCAGUCUGCGUGAAUAAUAUCAAAUAAAUCAGCGAUGAACGGAAAGUGUAUCGAAAAGUCGCGUUUCAUUGAAAAAUUCAUUGUUUCUUCGAAACGCAACAUUUUAUAUUCUGUAAUUAGGAAAAUAUCAAACCGUGUUUGAUGAUUUUAUCUUUCUUUUUUAUAAUUAUACUGUAGGGAGAGAAAAAGGCGUUUCUUCUCAGGGUCGUCCCUGCCCCAGACGCCCACAACCCCGCUUUUCGGAACUCGUAUACGGCCCUGUUGUUGCGGUUUUUUAUUCUUUGGAUCUGCCGUUCCUAGCGUACACCCCCGCUGUGGCACUUGCCGCAACAAUAGGGCCACUUUUACGACUUGCUACUCAAACCGAGACGUAUCUACUGAAAAUCGAGAAAUUUGUAAACGUUAUAUCUUGAAAAUUGAUUAAAAUCAAGCGUAUAUAUUAAAGCUUAAUGAAUUCGUCUUGAGAAACAUUAUAACAUGAUCUGAAAAAAAAUAUAUGGUUCCAUUUAGAAAACAAAAUUUGACCAUCUUAUCUCUUAAACUAAUAAUGCAAAAGAUUUUUCACUUUGGCCAAAACAUAGUUCCCAUUUUACCGUGCAAUUUCCAUAUCAACAAUAUUUUGUAUCAUAAAUAGUUACGGAAUAAUUUGAGACGGCUCAUUUGAGACACAUUUGAAUCGCAUGCCGGGGGACCGCUAGCGAGAAAACAGAUCAAAUCCCGACGCCACCUGGCGGUCACCGAUCCGAACUAAGGGCGUCCGGGGCGACUCGCCCACUUUCCCCCUCCAUGAAAUACCUACAAUACGAAGGUUGAAAAAUUUGAUUCGUCUCAUCGUUAAGAUUGUGUGAUACGAAUUUAUUCAGUUCGAUUGCGAUUUUGUGAUAAUCAUCGAUUGAUUUUUCAUUUUGUGAACUUUCCUGUUUGAAAGUAAUGUUAAGUUUGUUUUGUUAAAGAAAUUUUAAAGUAUUCAUGUACAAAUCAAUUUCCCCACAUAUCUGCAUGUAAAUCAUCCACAUUUUUUAACAACGAAGAUGUGUUUAUGGAAUAUUCCUUGUUUCGUAUUUCAUCUCUUUUUUUGUAUCGGUUCGAUGAAAAUAAAGCUUGAUUAUAUUUCAGCCGU
Molecule: messenger RNA, 6235 nt
Organism: Osmia lignaria (orchard mason bee)
Lineage: Eukaryota; Metazoa; Arthropoda; Insecta; Hymenoptera; Megachilidae
Product: octopamine receptor beta-2R
Biological process (GO): adenylate cyclase-activating adrenergic receptor signaling pathway; positive regulation of MAPK cascade
Cellular component (GO): plasma membrane
Molecular function (GO): octopamine receptor activity
Source: RefSeq, a predicted model, not a curated record